Durio zibethinus is the source of this 2226-nucleotide messenger RNA. Its product is annotated as bHLH transcription factor RHL1-like. Lineage: Eukaryota; Viridiplantae; Streptophyta; Magnoliopsida; Malvales; Malvaceae. The record is from RefSeq and is a predicted model, not a curated record. Gene Ontology annotation, molecular function: RNA polymerase II cis-regulatory region sequence-specific DNA binding; protein dimerization activity; DNA-binding transcription factor activity, RNA polymerase II-specific. Gene Ontology annotation, cellular component: nucleus. Gene Ontology annotation, biological process: regulation of transcription by RNA polymerase II.
GAGUCCACGCGCUGGCAGUGGGUCGUUGGACAAACGAAUGGCUACUCGCUAAUUACCUUAAAGCUUACAGAGGGAUGAUGAUGAAGGAUUGGAGCAAACUCCCCAAACAGAGCUAGCUCUCCCCCCUUUCCUAUAUUUAAUAAAUCCAAACCCAAAGAAAAACAAAUAGUCUCGUCCGUUCAUCUUCACUCUUCUGCAACAAAAAGAAAGCAAAAAUCAAAACCAUUCGAACCCAUAACCCUCUCAUGCUUCCUAUUUUCUCAGUUUCCAUCUCUCUAAAUCAUAAACAAUGAUAUACACUUCCACCAAACUCUAUCCUAUCUAACUCUCUUCUCCCCACACCCCCCUACCCUUUUUUGAGAAAUAUGCAGCCUUGUAGCCGGGAAAUGCAAGCAAUCAACUCUCUUCUAAACCCAACUCAACAAAUCCCUCUCCAUGACCUUCAAAGCAACGGAAACAGCAAUAGCCACCAACAGAUCCAAAACCCACACUUCGAUCCCACAUCUUCCCACGAUGACUUCUUAGAACAGAUGCUCUCCACGCUACCUUCUUGCUCAUUGUCUGACCUCAAGUCACCUUGGAACCCAACUAAAUCUGAUGAAACGUGUCCCCCUAAUCCAGACAACAAUGUUGGGUUCCACUACGAUGAGAUUCUAGCUACCAAGCUUAGACAACAUCAAAUAAACGGCGGAGGAGGGUCUUCUCCUGCUACUGCAGCUAUGAAGAUGAUGAUGCAGCAGCAGAUGAUGUUAGAAGGAAGAGCGACCGCCUUUGGUAGAGGAGUAGGAGGAGGGUUGACCAUGCCCUUAUCUUUGGGGAGUGGUGCUGCUGGGUCUCAUCACAACGACAUCGUUGAUGGAUCUUCCUUUAAAUCCCCCAAUAAUCAGGAUCACGGAGGAGAGGGUUCUGUGCAAGCUUUGUAUAAUGGUUUUGGUGGUGGAUCUCUGCAUGGGACUAAUCAGUCAUCGAACCGGCCUCAGCAUUUGAACCAUCCUCAGGGAGGGACUAUGCAGGCACAAAACUUUGGAGCUAUUGCAGGAACAGUGAUAAAGCAAAGUCAGGCAAGUGGUUCGAUAACCGGGGGUACCGCGGCUCAACCUAAACAAAGAGUUAGGGCUAGGAGGGGUCAAGCUACUGAUCCCCACAGUAUCGCUGAAAGAUUACGCAGAGAGAGAAUUGCAGAGCGAAUGAAAGCCCUUCAGGAACUGGUUCCUAAUGCCAACAAGACAGACAAGGCCUCAAUGCUUGAUGAGAUCAUCGACUAUGUCAAAUUCCUCCAGCUCCAAGUCAAGGUUCUGAGUAUGAGCAGAUUGGGCGGUGCUGCUGCUGUUGCUCCCCUUGUUGCUCAUAUUCCCUCCGAGGGAGGUGGUGAUUUUAUCCAAAUGAGUACCGAUGGUGGGUCUCUUCCACGAAAUUCUAACGGCAACCAUACGUCGUCAAGUAACGACAGCCUAACGGUGACGGAGCAACAAGUUGCCAAGCUAAUGGAAGAAGACAUGGGCUCGGCCAUGCAGUACCUACAAGGGAAGGGCCUUUGCCUCAUGCCAAUCUCACUCGCCACUGCCAUCUCAACUGUCACAUGUCAAUCCAGGAAUCCUAUGAUCAACAAUGCAAACCAAAAUAACGGCAGCAGCAACCACCCGUUACUUCAAUCAAGCGGCGAAGGGUCUUCCUCGCCUAGCAUGUCCGUGUUGACUGUCCAAUCAGCCACAAUGGGUAACGGCGGUGUUGAUGGCUCCGUUAAAGAUGCUGCCUCCGUUUCUAAGCCGUGAUAAUGGCGUUGACUGACUUUUAGCCUUUUUUUUUUAAUAAAAAAUAUGAAGAAAAGGUUAAUGAAAAGGAAAGAAUGAUUUUGGGAGGGAAUUCAACGGCCGGUUAAGCAUGAUAAUAAGGUGGCUUCUCUUUCUUUCUUUCUUUUUUUUUUUAAAUUUCUCAACGACGCCGUAUUUACGUAUACUUUGGCAAAAGCCUAAAGCUAAUUUCACCUACUCCAACACCAACACCAACAUAAACAACAACAGACAAGAAGAAGAUCAAUCCAUUCCCCACAACUUUAUUAUUAUUAUUAUUAUUAUUGGUUUAGGUUCUUUGUACUUCAAUCUCCUUUUUAUUUUUUGUUUGUUUUUGGUUGGUUCAUACUUUAUUUUAUAUAUAUAUAUAUUUUAAUUUCAGUUUUGGCUGUCCAAUGUAUGAAGGGUAUUUAAUUUUUUUAAUAUACGAGCUGUG